AUGAGAGAGUUUAUUCUAUGGAUACAGUCGACAAUCAACUUGUUGUCGGAACUGCGCAACGAAAAAUACUCAUCUGGGAUCUGCGAAAUUUGGAUAUUUGCGAGCAAAAAAGAUUCGAACUUGAAAUAUCAAACAAGAUGCAUCAAAUGCUUCCCAAGCGGAAUUGGCUUCGUCAUGGGUUCCAUCGAGGGUCGAGUGGCUGUCGAGUACUUUGACGUCGACGCUGAAGUUCAGCGAAAACGAUAUUUGACAUUUGCCCAGCUACGCUUUCAAAUGCCACCGCCAGAAAAACGAAGAUAUAGAAGAAAUAUACCCCGUCAAUGCUCUAGCCUUCCACCAGAAAUACCAAACAUUCGCCAGCGGCGGCUCAGAUGGAUUUGUUUCAACUUGGGAUGGAUUCAACAAAAACGACUGGCAAUUUAUCGACGCUACCCAACAAGUGUUUCUGCUCUUGCUUUCAGUCCUCAAGGCGACCAGCUCGCCAUCGGAUCCUCCUUCUUGGACGAAAUCGACGUCCAAGGCGACCGCUACAUUCCAGAACCUCAACUUUUCGUUCGCCAAAUGGCCGACGCAGAAAUCAAACCCAAGAACAUGUCAACUUAG
This is a messenger RNA of Oikopleura dioica, 603 nucleotides long. NCBI's taxonomy places the organism in Eukaryota, Metazoa, Chordata, Appendicularia, Copelata, Oikopleuridae. The record is from the annotation of a GenBank genome assembly.